CUGCUCUCCCCGCCGAUACAUUGUAACUAGUCAACACGCCGCUGCGCAGCCAAGCCCACGUCGCAUGCGCAGACCGCAGUCCCGAUUUGAGUCACUCUUGGCACAUAUAUAAACUAGCAAGAUUAGCUGACCUAGGGCAUCCAUCCGUUGUCUAAUCACACCUCACCCAUAUCAUCGACCACACUCACCAUGCCUGGAGAUCCUCAAGAUUCUUCUCGUCCUGUCACUUUAGCUGUAAUAGGCUGUGGCCAGCGCGGUCAAAAUUAUGCAGAAUAUGCACUGAAAUACCCCACCAAGUGUCGAGUCGUAGCCAUGGCCGAGCCUCGUCCCAAGACACGCGAGAUAUUUGCCAAGGCCCACAGAGUUGACGCGACCCUUGUAUUCAACACCUGGGAGGAACUCCUCAGUGCCUCCGCUGAUACGAUCAAGACAGUUGGUCGGCGCUUAGCGGACGCCGUUAUAGUGGCCGUUCACGAUCAUGCUCAUCGAGAGGUUACUGAAGCUUGCGCCGCUCAAGGAUAUCAUGUACUCUGCGAGAAACCUAUGGCAACCUCUAUCGACGAUUGUCUAAGGAUGGAGAAAGCUGUCCGGGAUGCUGGAGUCAUCUUUGGCAUGGGCCAUGUCCUCCGUUAUUCACCCUAUACUAAGGCUUUGACUGCUGUCGUUCGCUCCGGAGAACUUGGAGAACUUGUCAAUGUCACUCACCUGGAGCCCGUUGGCCAUUACCACUUCGCCCACUCAUACGUUCGCGGUCAUUGGGCCCGAGAAGAGGACGCGUCCUUUUCACUUAUGACCAAGAGUUGCCAGCGAUCCGCCGAACCACGUUUCACUCACAAACAUUGCAGUGACAUAGACGUUCUGUGCUAUUGGUUGACUCCUGCCACACCAACCCGGGUGUCAUCCUUUGGCUCCUUAAACCACUUUCGCAAGGAGAAGAAACCGGAAAAAGCUGGUAACGCGACAAGAUGUCUAGAUUGCCCAAUGGAGGCUGAGUGCCCCUACAGCGGGAAGAAAAUAUACCUCAACCCGGUUUCCCGAGGCAAUGUGCAUUGGCCAGCGAGUACCAUUGUGGAUGGCAUACCCGACAUAGAAAACAUCACUGAUGCACUCAAGACGGGUCCAUAUGGACAAUGCGUUUACGAAAGCAACAACGACGUCUGUGACAAUCAGGUCGUCAAUAUCGAGUUCUCGUCCGGAGCAACAGUCUCCUUCACCAUGGUCGCGUUUACGGAUCUUAUCUGCGAUCGCCAAACUCGUCUACAUUUCACGCACGGUGAGAUCGUGGGCAACAUGAGCUCGUUCACCGUCACGAACUUCCGUACGAACCACACAACUCGGCAUCAUCCUGCGAGUGAGGGCGGCGGUCAUGGUGGUGGUGACACCGGACUUAUCAGAACGUUCGUCGAAGCGGUACGAGCAGGCGAUCAGAAGAUCCUUGAUACGGACGCGAGUGAGGUUCUCCGUAGCCACCUUACGGUUUUCGCCGCGGAAGCAAGCCGGAGAGAAGGAAGGGUCGUUGAUUGCACCGACUUUGAGGCUGCAGUGAGGUCGGGAAAUGUAGCGUGAAUGAUUAAUUAUACCAAUACCCAUGUAUGAAUGCCAGUGCUUCCGAUUGAUAGUUUGCUUACGGCUGGUAAUGAUUCCAUGGACAAAGUCGAGGUAUCGCAUUUCGUGAUGAUAGAAAAGGGGGUACAGGGUAACAACGAUGUAACAAA
This is a messenger RNA of Coniophora puteana RWD-64-598 SS2, 1715 nucleotides long. Its product is annotated as NAD(P)-binding protein. The transcript is spliced from 6 exons. The record is from RefSeq and is a predicted model, not a curated record. Gene Ontology annotation, molecular function: nucleotide binding. The coding region runs from base 190 to 1566 and encodes 458 amino acids. NCBI's taxonomy places the organism in Eukaryota, Fungi, Basidiomycota, Agaricomycetes, Boletales, Coniophoraceae.